Messenger RNA from Gymnodraco acuticeps, 2187 nucleotides. RefSeq names its product zinc finger protein 765-like. The coding region runs from base 75 to 1187 and encodes 370 amino acids. Gene Ontology annotation, biological process: regulation of transcription by RNA polymerase II. NCBI's taxonomy places the organism in Eukaryota, Metazoa, Chordata, Actinopteri, Perciformes, Bathydraconidae. Gene Ontology annotation, molecular function: RNA polymerase II cis-regulatory region sequence-specific DNA binding; DNA-binding transcription factor activity, RNA polymerase II-specific. The record is from RefSeq and is a predicted model, not a curated record. The transcript has 4 exons.
UCAUUAUGGAAGAGUAAACGCGUCUCCGCUAGGAAUAUUGCAAACAGUUAGAAAUAUUCCCUCUCCCUAUCGACAUGAUGUGCGACACCACGAACCGGAGUUUUCGGGCGCAGUUAGCCGCUGUCCUGGACAAACUAACGAAGACGGCUCUGGUGGAAAUAGGGAACCUGGCUGAUGAAUGCUCCUCUGUCCUUCACUCCGAGAUAUCCCUGCACAAAACGGAGAACGAGGCUCUGAAGAAGAGGUGCUACUUGCUGGAGGUCCAACUGAGAGCAGCCAGGGAGGCACAGACCUUUUCUUCCCAUGUCAACAGUGUCAGCCGCAGACAGCCUGCAGACCAGCAGCAUCUUGCUCCAGCCAUUGAUGGAGUUUAUGGAAAAGACUGGUGCAUGGAUCUGUGGAGAGAAGAAAAAGCCCCAAGUCAAAGAAAAGCAACAGUGGAGCCUGCUGCUAUGACAAGCAUGGGGCCCCUGGUAAUAGACUUAAUGGAGAGGGAACCUGAUCUGAUCUUCGUCAAAGAGGAGACGUAUGAUGAUCAUCCCAUUGGCCAGCAGAUGAGGCUCACAGAUAAUAGAAAAGUUGGUGGAUUUUUUGACGAGGACAGCAUUCUUCAUAGAUCUGUUGAUGAGCUGCAGCUUAACUCAGGGGAAUUAAGCAGCUACCCCAUGACAGCUGACAUUCAAACACAACAACGCCCACAGCCAACCAUUAUGGACAAGUUGAUAGAUGAUGCAACAAUGAGCAUAAUGGUUGACAACACAAGUUCUUCCUCAGCCACCGCAGAGUACUCAGACUUUUCAAACAAUAUCCUCAUGAAUGCCACCAAAGAACUUCCGCCCAAACCUGGGAGGCCAACCAAACAGUUUGAGUGCUUAUUCUGUGGGAAGAUCUUCAACUAUUUGAGCAGUUUGAAAGUCCACAUCCGGCGACACUCAGGUGAGAAGCCGUUCAGCUGCUCCGUUUGCGGGAAGCGGUUUGCUCAGAAAACGUACCUGAAACUGCACCAACGCGUGCACUCUGGGGAGAAGCCGUACAGCUGUCCAGACUGUGGCAAAAGUUUUUCCCAGAAAAGCUCUCUGAACAUACAUAUUCGAACACACACCGGCGAAAAACCUUACAGCUGUGUGGACUGUGGGAAAUGUUAUGCAUACAAGUAUGGUUUAAAUCACCACCAGUGUUUCAAUUAACCGAUCAAAUCACUUCUGCUAAAGCGCUCUCUGUCACGCUCAGUGGCUUAACGUUUCAACUUGAAAUUAAACUCAAAUGUAGAUGAAAGAUUAAUAUUAAAAAAAACUCCUAUCUAUAUCAAAUAAAGGCCUAUUUAAUAGCCUGUAUGGGAAAUUAUGCUGCUGAGAAAAUAGUAGUUUGUUUGAUGUAUUUUUAGAUUUAUUGCUAAGAGAAUUGCUGCAGAAUCCAAACAACAGAAGACUGUCGUUAGUGUGCAGUUAUUGUUAAAUAUGUUAUUCCUUUAACAAGGUUUUGAAUGUACACCCUAAAAUAAGAAAUAAUAUUUUUCUUAUUACUUGUUUUUGUGCGAUUUUUCGAGUACUUAACUACAACAACCCCCCCCCCCCCCCUCCCCGUUCCUCCCUUAUACCUACUCACACCAAAACAGUUAGAUUGUAUUAUAGCACUACAGGAAACGACUACAUUGUGAUUUGGGGUCAACUGUCCCUUUUUUAAAAGCCUAUUUCGCAUCAUGUUUGAUCCGUGUCAGAUAAAACAUAUUUGCUACUUACAUUUAAUGUGAGGUUCUUAUCCAAGCAAUGAGAGAAAAUGCUUCCAUUUUUUACUCUGCAUGUUGGUUAGAGUGACAUUAUACAUACCUCAGUUCAUGCCACACAAGGCCUGGGUCAAAUAAUGCCAAAUUCAUACUUUGGACAAUUGCUCCAUUGUUUGCACACAUGUAGCAUAAACCUUCAAAACUACCUCUUCACAAUAAUGUAGAAGUAAUACAACUCCCCAUUUGCUUCACUGACUCACCCUUGCUUUAUAUCACAUCAUGCUUCAUUUACUAGUAUUGACCUGACUGAAAUUGUCUCUCUUUUAAAAACACUACUUGUGAAAUGUUGAUGUGUGUUCGUUACAUAAUGUUCUUGAGUUCUGGCUCAAAUGGUGUUACUGUUUGAAAUAAAUGUAUUUGUUGGGCUGCAGUAUGUUUGCAGAAAGACAAAUGGUGUCAGUCGA